CUCAUUCCGGGGCCUCAUGUGCAGACUGUUGCUGCUGUAAUAUGCAGACUGUGGCCGCUUGCAACCAAGUUUGAGUCCGAUUGCCCGCUGGCUGCCGUGUGCACUGUGUCCACGUCACACGCCGCGUUACCGACCUUACCGGGAGAGCGACGCAACGGGGCUUCAGGGACUUCUGGAAGCGGUUCGGGCCAAAUUGGACGGUGGUCACACAUCAGAGCACUCCUUGAGCCGCUGGGAGCAGAGCAGUGGGUACAACGAGCGGCUUCUGGUGGCGGCUGGGGCCAAAGUGCACCUUCUGAACCAAACAGGCAAGAGUGCCUGGGACAUCGCAGAACAGAAAAAACAAGUGAACUGCUUGGCCUUAUUUCGAGAGCUCCCAGUUUCUGUCUCGCUGCUCAGCGGAAAACAUGUCCUGUGUAGUCUGAAAGACUGUGCUCGCACUGUGAAGGAGCUCCAGGAGGAAGCCCAGCUGAAGCUGGGAGUUCACAUUACGUGCCUUUUCAAUGCUUCCGGCGAGAAGUUGUCAGAGUUCCUGACACUGCCGGAAGCAGGAAUUGACAAUGGCGAUUCUCUGCAAGCUCUUGUCAUGGUCGAGCCCACUGACGAGGAGAUGAUUCAAGAGGCCCCCACCCCGGCCCGGGCAGCGCGAGGCAGCGCCUUGAGGUUUCCCCUGGCGGAGGCUGCCGACGGUGGCCACGGCAGAGGCGGCACACUUGGCCACCCUCGAGGACAUGUUUUUCCUCAAGAAGCAGAGCGCACAAGGGCUGGAAGCGUGCAGCCCCAGAACGCUCAAGGCAAACAAGGCACAUAUGAUUUGGAGGAUCCGCAGCAGCUGGUGCAAUUCAUCUUGGAUGCCAACGUCGGUCUGAUCCGCUUGGAAUACUUGAUGGAGCUGUGUGCCCGUGGCCAAAAACUGAGGCGCCGGCAGGAAACUGAGACAGAGAUGACCAGUGCAAACCAGCCUGCCAUUGUCGCCCGCGAAGAGCUUGCUAGCUUGGAGUACGAUGAGAUGGGCAACAUCACCACUUUCAUCAGGGAUCCCAAGCCAAGACGAGUGAAGGUGACCAUUGCGUCCAUCUCACACGUGUGGGAAAGCAUGGAACAUCCAGAUCCAUGGGGCUUUCAACUGCAUAGUGUAGUCGAGCGGUGCCAGCCCAUGCUUGCUGAGGGCUUGGUGUGGAUCUUUUUUGAUUACUCCUCGCUGUAUCAGUAUGGAAACCGGACCGCCGCUCAAGAACAGGCCUUUCGCACUGCGUUAGAAGAGAUGCACACCCUCUAUGCCCACGAAGCAGUUCAGGUGCAUAUUUUGGACUGCCUGACGCCAAAAGACUGGCGAACUGAUGGUGUGCUUCCAGUAUUUGCCGAACGCCGAGGUCGUGUGACUGAGGUCGCGACAAAAAAGUUGAAGAUAAACAUCACACCUUAUGCCAGUCGGGGGUGGUGCCAAGCUGAGCAACAGUGGGCGAGCUUGCGAUCGUCCUUGAGUGGCUGUAUCCCCUUGCCCCCGCACUUGUUCAAGAAAAGAAUGGACCAGCUCAAGUUUACCCAUAGAAGCGAUACAGAUGUUGUGGCCAAAUUGCAAGCAAAAGUCUUUGAAGAAAAGGUGGCUUCCACCAAGAACUUAAUGGUGGAGGAUCUUGAUGAAGAAGGACUAGAAGUUCUAUGUGAAGCACUACCAUUCUACAAAGACCUAGAUGCAAUUGUCUUGAAUGGUAUUGAACUUGGACGUGAUGCCGCUCUUGCUGCAGCGGGAACUGACGCAACAUCGAUGCAGCUGGAGAGUUGUAGCCUGACUGAUGCAGACAUCAUUGACAUCGUUCAGGUUUUGAAAGGGUGCAAACGAAUCAAAGAACUCCGCGUGGCAAACAACCAUUUCGGUGACGAAGGCCAGAGAGCACUGGUGGAGCUUUCCUCAGUGAACCCGGGCCUGAAGAUUGACGUUUUGCAAUAGUUGCAGUAGAGCUCUAAUCGUUUUGGCCACAAGUGCCAAGUGCUUUGCCAAAAAA
Messenger RNA from Durusdinium trenchii, 2006 nucleotides. NCBI's taxonomy places the organism in Eukaryota, Dinophyceae, Suessiales, Symbiodiniaceae. The record is from the annotation of a GenBank genome assembly.